GGCGCUCUACUCCGCGCCCGCCCGCCCGCCCGCCUCGCACGCACCGGCCUCGACUCCCCGCGCCCGCCGCCCAGCGAAGCCGCGCUGGGCUCGGAGCUGCUCAUGGAGAAAGUGCCAGGCGACAUGGAGAUAGAGCGCAGGGAGAGGAGCGAGGAGCUGUCCGAGGCGGAGAGGAAGGCGGUGCAGGCUACGUGGGCCCGGCUGUAUGCCAACUGCGAGGAUGUGGGGGUGGCCAUCCUGGUGAGGUUCUUUGUGAACUUCCCUUCAGCCAAGCAGUACUUCAGCCAGUUUAGACAUAUGGAGGAUCCCUUGGAGAUGGAGAGGAGCCCCCAGCUGCGGAAGCAUGCCUGUCGGGUCAUGGGAGCCCUCAACACUGUCGUGGAAAACCUUCAUGACCCCGACAAGGUGUCCUCAGUUCUUGCCCUGGUUGGCAAGGCCCACGCCCUCAAGCACAAAGUGGAACCCGUGUACUUCAAGAUUCUCUCUGGGGUCAUUCUGGAGGUGAUCGCCGAGGAGUUUGCCAAUGACUUCCCUCCUGAGACGCAGAGAGCCUGGGCCAAGCUGCGUGGUCUCAUCUACAGCCAUGUGACCGCUGCCUACAAGGAAGUGGGCUGGGUACAGCAGGUCCCCAACACCACCACCCCACCGACCACGCUCCCCUCUUCAGGGCCGUAGGCCCCUUCCCAGCUCCCCCGUCCCUGGCAGCACUUUGGGCAGAAGGCUGAGUUCUGAAGAUGCUCCUUGACCUUCUUCCAUUUCUGGGCACCAAGGAAGCUGGAGGAAUCCCCGGACUCAACUUCCCGAAAGGAGGCCUUCAUUGUGGCUGUGGUCCCCCAGGCUGCUGGGAGGUGGGGCUGGCUACCCGGAUGUUGAACUUAGCGUGGGGAUCCUUCUGCCUCACAGCAGAGGGCACACUCUUCUUGGCUUUUCUACUUACUGUUAGAGAGAGACCCGGCAAGUGGCCGGUGGAAAGCAAGGGCCAGCCAAUGGGUCACCUCGGAAAGGAACCAGCCCGCAUCCGUUCUGCCCGCCAGCAUGCAGGUUCUCCUUACCAUCUCUAGAGUAUCACGCACACAGGUCUACCAUAUACACAGAUAUAUUCUAUAUAUGAUCUCUAUAUAAAUAUAUAUAUACACACACGUACAUAUCUAUCGCGUGGACCUGCAGGCCCAGCUGUGGGAGGCCAGGAAGGGUCCUGGUCGCGCUUCUGGGCUGCUCUACAGGGAGCAGGGAGAAAUCCUAGAACAACACAAGAGGGCGGAGCCGGCUGGGAGAGUUGGGGCCACUCAGCUUGCCCCCACAGCUCAGUGCUCUGUAUUCAUGCACCCCACCCCCAAAAAGAGAAAAGCUGGUUUGCCAGAUGUACUGGAGCAUGCCUGUGAUCUCAGAGCGUGGGAGACAGAGGAAGGAGAGUGAGGUCAGGUGGUGUACACCUGGUCUCUGUGGAGGUGAGUUUCAAGCUAGCUAGGGCUACACAGGAAGACCCUGUCUCAAACAAACAAACAACAACAAAAACAUGAAGAUCUGGUUCCUCGGCCCUCCCUUGCCCUCCCCUUCCCUUCCCUUCUCUCCCUAAGGGUUUAGCUGACUUGCCCUAGGAAGGGCAAAGACCAGGGCAUACCAAGAGUUCAGAAGAUCCCAGUGGGGUGUUGGCCAGUGUACUCGUGGGUUGGAGAGUAAGGGUGGGUGAGGGGCAGCCUUAGUGAAGAGUCCUGGAAUGUUAGCCUCACCUGCUCACUUCAGACAGCAGACAGACCCCAGGGCCAGGGGCCACCCUCACACCCCUCAGAGGAGACCCAGGGCCUCUCUCCCUCCUCCUCCUGGCCACUGGCCAGUCCUCUCCACCUAGUCUCCUUAACAUUGCUGGGGACCCCGUGUAUACCCCUUGUACUGUCCUGAAGGAUGUCUCGCUGCUGCGGCUACUGAGCCUGCAUCUCCUCCGGUCCCAUCCCCACGCAGCCUUCCUGUAACCGCCUGUCUUUUUGUAGUUUCUGAUGUUUGUAACCAGACCCAGCUGUGCCAUUAAAAAGGUCUGUUCUUCCUGUA
Molecule: messenger RNA, 2046 nt
Organism: Psammomys obesus (fat sand rat)
Lineage: Eukaryota; Metazoa; Chordata; Mammalia; Rodentia; Muridae
Gene: Cygb
Product: cytoglobin
Exons: 4
Coding region: 103-675 (190 amino acids)
Biological process (GO): oxygen transport
Molecular function (GO): oxygen binding; heme binding; iron ion binding
Source: RefSeq, a predicted model, not a curated record